CGGAGCCGGGACGGAGCCGGUCCCGCAGCCGGGGUGAGCGCCCGCUCCGCGCUGCCAGGGCGGGGGCGGAUCGGCGGCCCCGCACAGCCCGCAGAUUUUUCAGGCAGUAACACUGAACAUAUGCUUCAAGGAUGUCUCUCUCUCUCAUAAUAAAAUGGGGUGGACAGGAGUACACAAUAACCUCUCUGUCAGAAGAAGACACAGUGUUGGACCUGAAACAGUCCCUGAAGGGCCUCACUGGAGUGUUACCAGAGCGUCAGAAACUGCUGGGGCUUAAAAUGAAGGGCAAACCUGCAGAUGAUGAUGUUAAGCUUGGAGCCCUCAAGUUGAAACCAAAUACUAAGAUAAUGAUGAUGGGCACUCGUGAAGAGAGUUUGGAAGAUGUCCUUGGGCCGCCUCCAGAUAACGAUGAUGUGGUCAAUGACUUUGAUAUUGAAGAGGAAGUUGUGGAAGUAGAAAAUAGGGAAGAAAAUCUACUAAAAAUCUCCCGUAGAGUUAAAGAAUACAAAGUGGAAAUUCUGAAUCCUCCUAGAGAAGGAAAAAAGCUGCUGGUGCUAGAUGUUGAUUAUACACUAUUUGACCACAGGUCAUGUGCUGAAACUGGGGUAGAGCUGAUGAGGCCGUACCUUCAUGAAUUCCUGACUUCUGCAUAUGAGGACUAUGAUAUUGUAAUUUGGUCUGCUACUAAUAUGAAGUGGAUUGAAGCCAAAAUGAAAGAGCUUGGGGUGAGUACCAAUGCAAACUACAAGAUCACUUUCAUGCUGGACAGUGCUGCCAUGAUAACAGUGCACACUCCUCGGAGAGGACUAAUAGAUGUGAAGCCUCUUGGUGUUAUCUGGGGAAAGUUUUCAGAAUAUUACAGCAAAAAAAAUACUAUUAUGUUUGAUGAUAUUGGCCGAAACUUCCUGAUGAACCCACAGAAUGGACUCAAGAUAAGGCCUUUUAUGAAAGCACAUUUAAAUCGGGAUAAAGACAAGGAGCUUCUAAAGCUCACCCAAUACCUCAAAGAAAUAGCAAAACUAGAUGACUUUUUGGAGCUGAAUCACAAACAUUGGGAAAGGUAUCUUUCAAAGAAGCAAGGACAGUAACACUAAUAAAACUGUGUGGCACUGAAUUGAAGGGAACAUCACUAAGAUCAUUGGACUUUUCCUUGCUUUUGUGCUAGAGUAUAAUAGUGCUGGACACUGGACCCAAUGCCAGAACGACUGCUAAACUUGGUCUUCCAGCUGGUUGGUUGUGGGUUUUUUAAAAGAUCACAGCAAUAAGCUCAAAGUGGGAGAAACAAGUCAGUUGCUUUUUCUUGCAUUCAGUUCUGGUGUUACUUCUCAAAAUACUUUCCUCUCCUUUGCUGCUGAAGUAUAACCAUAACCAUCAAAGACCAAAACCAUUCUGAGACUAGAAAAAGAAAUAUUUAGACCAAAAAUGUUGAUUAAAAAGCCAACCUUGGCAGUGUAUGAAUUGUAUAAGUCCUCUAUUCCCUCCAUCUUUAGAAACAGUCUCCCUCUCCCAUUCCAGUAUUUAAGUCUAUAAAUUACAAGUUGUCUAAGUUUGGUAUGUAUUAGUAUGUCAGUGUUUCUCUGUGCAAGACAGUAAGAUGGGAAAGUACCACCUGUGUGGCCAGUUUACCCCAGUGUGUGAACUUGUACUAUAAAGCAGUGUUUACUGGAAAACAAAAGAUUGAAGUUUGGGGGAGAGAAACCCACUGUUAUUUGAUCAGUGAAAAGCAGUCUGCCUGAAAAUCCCCAUAUCUCAGAUAAAGGGUUUAAACCUCAGAUGGGAAAGUCACAUUCCUAACAAAGCAUGAACAAAACCCUUGUUCUCUUCUAGCUAAAUCUUGUCAAAGUGCAAACACUGUGUUUAAAUACAAUAUUCAGCCAUACUGUUCUUAAAAUAUCAUUUACUUGCGCUGCUUAUGCCUGCACUAUAGAAGUGUGAUGUGACUGCUGUUUGGCAUUUCCAACACUUGUGCAUUAUGCAGUUCAUGGAUUUGAAAGAAGACUGACCCUUUCAAAUAAAAAAUGGUAUAUAUUGUUCUUAAGGAACUAUAGCAGUUGUGUAAAUAAUAAAUACCUUUUUCAUA
Melospiza georgiana is the source of this 2080-nucleotide messenger RNA. It is a transcript of the gene UBLCP1, whose product is annotated as ubiquitin like domain containing CTD phosphatase 1. The record is from RefSeq and is a predicted model, not a curated record. The transcript is spliced from 11 exons. Gene Ontology annotation, biological process: protein dephosphorylation. Gene Ontology annotation, molecular function: protein binding; protein serine/threonine phosphatase activity. Gene Ontology annotation, cellular component: nucleus. NCBI's taxonomy places the organism in Eukaryota, Metazoa, Chordata, Aves, Passeriformes, Passerellidae. Bases 132 to 1088 code for a protein of 318 amino acids.